GGGAAGCACAAACAUCCGUGUGGGCAACUAGCGGAAACUGUAAACUGCGUGUUGAAAUAGUAAAAUAAAUCGGUUUUUGUUCUUCAAAAGCGUUUUUUUGUUAAACGGAGAUAAAUCCCACUGAGACAUCCACCAGGCGGACGGACCGGUAGCUUGGCGUGUUGUCGUCAGCCGGAAGUCUUCGCGUUUGUUUUUGUAGUUCAGGUAGGAGCAUGUAUGCUAACUGGGAAAUAGCUGCUCCCGGUGAGGAGGACGAGGAGCUGGGAACCCAGAUCCAGGAGGAGGACCUGGACGUGGACUUAGACCUGGAGUUGGCUAAAAUGACGGUUGAAGACCUGAUCUUUAAGGUCCAGGCUGUGCAGACGGACAGCACCACGACGGACACCGGCGUCAACACGGAGCCCGACUGGGAGAGCCAGGUGGCUGCCGUGUUCCAGUUCGGCUCCCAGCUGAAGGAGCGCUACGAGCGUCUGCAGAGGGAGCAGGAGGAGGAGAAGGAGGCGCAAGAGAGGCAUAAAGUUCAGCUGAAGAAGAGGAGGGAGGAAGGCAUCCGGCAGCACCAGGCUCUGCUGGAGAAGCUGGAGUCGCUGCGGGUGAAGCUGCAGCUCAACAACUCCAAGGCCACCAGGAAAAACUUCGAGAGCAAGAAACGGGAGCUGCUGACGGAGAGGAACAGAGCGGAGGAGGAAAGGAACAGACUGGCGAAGGAGCUGGAGGAGAGCGACAAGAAGCUGUCUGCGCUGAGCGAGGAGCAGAGCGAGGAGCAGCAGCGCUGGGCGGAGGAGCUGGAGCAGCUGAGGAGGGAGAUGGAGCGGGUGAAGAAGGAGGCGACCAAGGCCCAGCUGCAGGCCCUCAAGGACGAGAUCACCGCCGUGGAGAAGCAGAGAGACGGCGCCAUGUCCCGCAUCGAGGCCUGGCUCAAAGAGGUGGCGCAGUACCUGAACACCCUGCGGGUGGAGUUCCCUCAGCAGUACCACCACGACCGGGGCAAGUGGGAGAAGAAGGAGAGUCUGGUCCGGAAGAGCCAGGCGGAGCUGCAGAGCCGCUUCCAGGAGGUUCUGCAGCAGCUGCAGCAGGGCCGCGAGCUGGAGUCCCUCCCCAGGAUCACCGUGCCGACGCUGCCGCACGUCCCCACGGCCGACCUCAGGUUCAGACAGGUGAUGCAGGCGGUGACGCAGCCGCCUCCCACCAUGCCGCCGCCCCCCCAGCACCAGCUCUACCAGCCCCCCCUCCCACACUAUUACCCCCCUCGCCACAGACACCCCCACCCGCGCCACCCCAUCCACCGCGGCGCCUACCACACUCCUCCUUACGUGUACUACCCCCACCCCCCUUCUCACCACCAGGCUCCGCCCUCUUUCCACACCCGCCCCCCGCCGAGGGUGACGCCCCCUCUCAGCCUGUCCCCGUCCCCGCCGGUCCAGCCCGUGGGUCCGUCCCCGCCCCCGGCCGGCGCCGCGCCCUCGGCCCCGGCGGAGAAGCUGGAGAAGGUUCUGGAGAAGCUGGGGGCCCGGUUCCCGCAGUGCGGCAAGCCGCAGCUGAUGUCGCUGCUGCAGCAGGUGAAGAGUUCCCGCGGGACGCUGGCCGGGAUGUCGGUGGAGGACCUGAUGGAGCAGGUCGGCUUCAAGCUGAGCCAGAGCGAGCGCUCGGCGCCGGGGCCCAUCGGCCGGCCCGCCCCGGGGCCCAUCCAGAGGCCCUCGACCCCCGCUGGGCCCCGCAAGCUCUGCCUCAUGUGCCAGAACCACGUGGACCCGGAGAACCGGCACCCGCUCAGCUGCUCACACACCAUCCACAGAGAAUGCAUCCAGAUGUGGCUCCAGUCCAGCAAGAACAACUCCUGUCCCUUCUGUCCGGGCCAGUAAUGGACCGGACCGGACUGGACCGGACCGGACCAGACCACACCGGACUGGAUCGGUACACGACCCAGAUUGGACCGCUUUCCGGUUCUGUUUCCUUGAAUCUUGAUUUCAUGUUUCAUGUUUUGCGUCUCGGUUCCGGUUCUUCAUUUGAACCCAGAAACCGUGAAAA
This is a messenger RNA of Xiphophorus hellerii (green swordtail), 2028 nucleotides long. It is a transcript of the gene rnf214, whose product is annotated as ring finger protein 214. The transcript is spliced from 6 exons. Bases 213 to 1862 code for a protein of 549 amino acids. Lineage: Eukaryota; Metazoa; Chordata; Actinopteri; Cyprinodontiformes; Poeciliidae. The record is from RefSeq and is a predicted model, not a curated record. Gene Ontology annotation, molecular function: ubiquitin-protein transferase activity.